Messenger RNA from Symbiodinium sp. CCMP2456, 726 nucleotides. The record is from the annotation of a GenBank genome assembly. Lineage: Eukaryota; Dinophyceae; Suessiales; Symbiodiniaceae.
AUGAGGUUCUUGGGGCGCCCCAGAAAGCAUCUGAGACCGAAGCGUUCGAAGAAGAAACUUCAGUGGGCGUGCGCUCUCGGAUGCACGCAUGCAGCAGAUGAUUCGGACGAUGUAUCUGAUGAUGGGGAUGAUGAUCACAACGAUGCUGCUGUGAUUCUGCCUCCAGAACAACUGCAGCUAGAUGCCGACCUCAAACAGGAAAUGGAGAUGGACAGAGAGCUUUGGAACAAGCAUAUCGGCAGCGUCUUCGGCCUUGACAUGGAGAAGCUGCCGAGGCGAUGGCUUCCUCCGGGCAAUGUCAUGGACCUGUACAAUCUGUUCCAAGCACGUUUUCAGCAGAAGUGGUCCACGAAGCUUGUUUUCCGAAGUACAACCGAAUUUGCCGAAUGCGACCGCUGCUUCAGCCUCAAAGAGGGCAUCCGGCAAGCUAAGGAUUUGGAUACCAAAAUGGGCUUCGUUUACCAAUACAAGCAUCAUUUGGAGGAUGUGCAACGUGACAGAAGCCUAGAACAAAUGCUCCAGGCAGAAGACUGCUUCACGAGCAGCACUCCGGUGCUGCUCAUCCAAACAGACGGCAUGGAUCAAGCGAAAUGGAGUGUUCCCAGAUUGUGGGAUCGGCCCAGCAAGGAGAUGAGUUCCGUUGUUCGGAUGGACCCUGAGCUGGUGUGCUAUGUGCAUCUGGCUCACGACAGUUCGAUGACCGUCGAGGUGGUGCUGAUGGUGUUU